AUGACCCAAGGUGUCAGCUAUGUCUUCAGCAGCCAGAAACAGCAACCCAUCUUUGCAAGGACUGUCCCUUCGCGGUCGCAGUUUGGAUCCAGUUCAAGCACCACCGGAAGUGACCUGACAGGACGGGACCGGGGCGUGCUGCUCUGCUUCCUCCACAAGAAUCUCCCGCAGCUCGCCGAUUACCACGUCGUGGCCACCACUCUCGCCGGCUACUUCGUUCUGGCGGGCAAAAGCCCUCCUCACGCCGCUUGCGUCCUCAACCCUCUUACCGGCAUCGUGAUCCCUUUCGCGGCACCUGUGCCACCCGAUGUGGGAAUCGCUGAUGUCAUUUCCCCCAAUGGCUCUUCGCUCCGGCUCGCCGUGUUCUGCGACUCAUCUCGCAAGGCUUACGCGGCCGAUCCUCACAGUAAAAGUUUCUCCGGAAGGUCGUAUAAAUCAGCUUAUCAUUUCAUCCGGAAGGCGGCCGUGGGUGGUGUCUACGCACACAUGAAUGUCUUGGGAUUAUCCGAAUUACGUGAGAUGUUUACUUGUUUACACAAGUUUCUGCCGGCUGCUCCUUUUGGCGAGGCUUUCUCCGGCGAUCUUCCUUCAGAUGCCUACGGCAUCCGGUGUUCCCUAGUGGGUUUGGAUGGGCAUAUAUGUGUCGUCUUGAAGCUCUUGAAUCCACAGCAAGCUCCUUCUCUCUUUGCUCUCCAACUUGACACCGAGACAGGUAAGCUCUCGCCUGUGAAGGCCACUGGCAGAUUUGUCAUCUUCAUCGGUGACCACAAGUGCUUCUCUGUCGAUGCUGAUAAGUUCCCAGGCACUGAGGCAGAUUGCGUGUAUUACAUCGAACAUCUGGGUUCGUCUGCUCAUAUCUGCAAGUGCUACAUCAAGGACAACAAAAGAGAGAGGAUCUUGGAAGCUGCAGAUUUCAGAAAGCAGGACGUCGACAGGCAGUUUGUCCUGGUCGCCGACCGUCCUUACACCAUCAUCCACCUUCUCUCCAGCUACGCCAUCAACACCCUGGAUUCUCAACUGGCCUUGCAACAAUUCCAUAAAGCACCAGCGGAUCCUCAUUCAAUCUGGGGAUGGUGA
Messenger RNA from Triticum dicoccoides, 1077 nucleotides. RefSeq lists its product as uncharacterized. NCBI's taxonomy places the organism in Eukaryota, Viridiplantae, Streptophyta, Magnoliopsida, Poales, Poaceae. The record is from RefSeq and is a predicted model, not a curated record. The transcript is spliced from 2 exons. The coding region runs from base 1 to 1077 and encodes 358 amino acids.